Messenger RNA from Pyrenophora tritici-repentis Pt-1C-BFP, 945 nucleotides. RefSeq lists its product as uncharacterized. The record is from RefSeq and is a predicted model, not a curated record. NCBI's taxonomy places the organism in Eukaryota, Fungi, Ascomycota, Dothideomycetes, Pleosporales, Pleosporaceae.
AUGGCUCCCAUGGCCCCAAACAAGCCAACAGCAACAGCAACAGCAACGCAGAAGUAUGGCGACCUGAGGACCUACUUCCCCACCAUUCCAAAGCAGGUGAUUCCUGCUCCCGCGACCAGUCAUGACAUUGACACUGUACGCCAUGUUCAGCAUUACCAGAAAGCGCGCGCCUUCACGCCCGUGAAGAUCAAAGAGGAGGAAUUGAGCGAGGCAGAUGAAGACGACGAGCGCCGAUACCGCAUCGAAGAAGAGGAGCAAAUCAAGGAAGCCGACUCCACGACCGAGAGCGAAGGCGAGAAAAUAGUCGUCACCCAACCAGUACGCACUCCCAUGCACGCCUUCCACCGGGCCCACGCAAAAGCAACAAAGUACUUCGACGAGUUCAUGUACGCCCUAAAUAAUCUCGCCCAAACAAUGCAACCACAGAUCACAGACGGCCCAGUCAUCGACGUGCCGCAAAACAUAGUUCGCGGCGAGUACACCCUGUACUCACCAGACUGGAUGGUAUUCCACAAGCACAACUAUUCACACCUCUGGACAGAGCAAUUUGCGGCUACGUGGAGCGCUGGUACUCUGCGACUAGGAUAUCGCUGGGGCCAUGACGGAAGCCCAGUUGGCCUGGAGUUUGCCAUAACGGGGAUUGACCAUGAGUUUCGUACCGUCGUCGACCUGGAUGGUAGAGAGGCGGGACAAGUUUACGAAUUGGGUACGCAUACUGAGCUAGGGUUUGUUCGUGGCCCGUAUAUGGGAUUGAAGAUUGCCAAGGCAUAUCUGGGUUGGGAGGUCGUGGCUGGAGAGUGUCGUUUUGUUUUCUUCCAUGGGAUUCUGGAUAGGACCGAGGAGGAUAUGUAUAAAUGGGGGGCGAGAAUGACAGAACGGAACAUGUAUCCGUAUUAUAAUGCGCCGUUCACGCCUACACUUCCUCAGGCCCAGGUCAGGUAUUGA